GGAGAAGAAGGAGGAAGAGCGGCCGCCCAGAGACCAUGAGCGGCUCCGGGGCCCCUCCGCCGCCUCCGGGCCUGGGGUCGAGCUCUGGGCCCGGCGGGGAUGCCGAGCCGGAGCCGCCUCCGUCGCUGCUGAGUGUCGACCUGGCCGGGCUGGUGUCGCAGUUCGCGCGGAGCUUCGCGCUCGUCUUCCCCGUGUACGUGCUGGGCUACCUGGGGCUGAGCUUCAGCUGGGUCCUCGUCGCCCUGCUGUGCCUCUUCUGGGUGCAGAGGCACCGGGGAGGGAAGAACUCCCGCCUCGGCCGAGCCCUCGCCUUCCUGCACGACGAGGAGCGGGCCGUGCGCCUCGCCGUCUCCACCAGCGACCUGCCCGCAUGGGUUCAUUUUCCAGACACAGAGAGAGCAGAAUGGUUGAAUAAGACUGUGAAACACAUGUGGCCUUUCAUUUGUCAGUUUAUUGAGAAACUUUUCCGUGAAACAAUAGAACCAGCGGUGAGAGGAGCAAACAGCCGCUUGAGCACCUUCAGUUUCACAAAAAUUGAUAUAGGUAAUCAGCCCCUUAGGAUUAAUGGUGUUAAAGUGUACACUGAGAAUGUGGAUAAAAGGCAGAUCAUAUUGGAUCUUCAGAUCAGUUUUGUUGGUAAUUGUGAAAUAGACUUGGAAAUCAAGAGAUACUUCUGCAGAGCUGGCGUAAAGAGCAUACAGAUUCAUGGUACAAUGAGAGUUAUAAUGGAACCGCUUCUUGGAGACAUGCCCUUAAUUGGAGCACUCUCUCUGUUUUUCCUUAGGAAGCCACUUUUAGAAAUUAACUGGACAGGACUGACCAAUCUUCUGGAUAUUCCAGGACUAAACGGUUUAUCAGACAGUAUAAUCCUAAAUAUUAUAUCUAAUUAUCUGGUGCUUCCAAAUCGGAUCACUGUUCCUCUCGUGAGCGAGCUGCAAAUCGCACAGUUGCGGUUCCCCAUACCAAAGGGUGUACUACGAAUACACUUCCUUGAAGCUCAGGAUCUGGAAAGAAAAGAUACUUUCCUAAAGGGAACUAUUAAGGGGAAGUCUGAUCCUUACGGAAUCAUUCGUGUUGGCAAUCAGAUUUUUCAAAGUAAAGUCAUCAAAGAAAAUCUCAAUCCAAAGUGGAAUGAAGUUUAUGAGGCUUUAGUGUAUGAGCAUCCGGGACAGGAGUUGGAGAUUGAGCUAUUUGAUGAAGAUCCAGACAAGGAUGAUUUUCUAGGAAGUCUGAUGAUUGACCUAAUUGAGGUUGAAAAGGAACGCUACCUGGAUGAGUGGUUUACUUUGGAUGAAGUCUCCAAAGGGAAGUUGCAUUUAAAACUCGAAUGGCUCACAUUGAUGUCCACCGUAGAGACUCUUGACCAGGUGCUAAAAAGCAUAAGAGCUGAUAAAGACCAAGCCGAUGAUGGGCUUUCAUCAGCAUUGCUUAUUCUCUAUUUGGAUUCAGCAAGGAAUCUACCAAGUAUCUACGAGGGAAACUUUGGGUGUGGAUACUUAAAAGAGAGGAGAGCAUCGGGACUAGUCUUUUGUGAAAAUACUACCUCACUCUAUAGAGCACUAUUUCAUAAUCCAUUAGAUUAUAAUCCAGAUGCCUUGAAGAAGUCUGCUGUUCAGAAAGCCCUAAAGUCAGGAAAGAAAGUUAACAGCAACCCAAAUCCACUUGUCUCAUUGACUGUUGGACACAAGGAACAAACAAGUAAGAUUCGCUACAAGACCAAUGAGCCUGUCUGGGAAGAAAACUUCACUUUCUUUGUCCACAACCCCAAGCGACAAGAGCUAGAAGUGGAGGUCAAGGAUGAUCAGCACCAGUGCUCCUUGGGAUAUUUCAAGCUUCCUUUAAGCCAGCUCCUGGCGAGCGGAGACUUAACUAUGCAUCAAAGAUUCCAUCUUAGCAACUCUGGUCCAAACAGCACUAUAAGCAUGAAGAUUGCACUCAGGAUCCUUUCUCUUCAAAGACAAGACAGGCCUGCAGACUACCAACACUCGGCCCAAGUGAAGAGGCCCUCUGUUUCCAAAGAUGGGAGAAAAGGUUCUUUCAAGCCUCAGGUCCCCGUUUCUCCAGCAGCUGACUCAAACAAACCUGCCCCUGCUUCCACAGUAGCAGACACUGAAAAAAAGACUGACGUGGUUGAAAAAAGUCAUCCCUCAAAUCCCAGUCCUCAGCGGCCAACAGAUCUCAGCAGGAGUUCCUCCGGUCUCUUGGCCUCCAGUCUGAGCUAUUCACCCAGCCAUCUCUCCAUCAAAGAGCCUACUCCAAGUAUUGCCUCGGACAUAUCACUACCCAUCGCUACUCAGGAGCUACGGCAACGACUAAGACAACUUGAAAAUGGCACAACGUUAGGACAAUCUCCGCUGGGGCAGAUUCAGUUAACAAUUCGUCACAGCUCACAAAGAAAUAAACUCAUAGUGGUGGUACAUUCGUGCAGAAAUCUAAUCGCUUUUUCGGAGGAAGGCUCUGAUCCAUACGUCCGAAUGUAUUUAUUGCCUGACAAAAGGAGAUCAGGAAGAAGAAAAACAAGUGUUUUGAAGAAGAAUUUAAAUCCAUUAUUUGAUCAAAGCUUUGAUUUCAGUGUUUCAUUACCUGAGGUGCAGAGGAGAACUCUAGAUGUAGCAGUAAAGAACAGUGGAGGUUUUUUGUCCAAAGACAAAGGGCUGCUUGGUAAGGUAUUGAUUCCACUGGCUUUUGAAGAACUAGCCAAAGGCUGUACCCAGUGGUAUGAUUUGACAGAAGAUGGCACAAAGCCGCACGUCGCACCUUAGGCAGCUCUGGAAGCCGGAAGUUCCCAUUUAGCAUACUUUUUUUCCCAGUCUUUGUAUAUUUUAUCAGCAUUGUUAACACAGAUGUAACAAUAUUAUUUUUAUAACUUUUAGUUAAUAGACAUCCACCCCUCAACAGUUUUAUAACACCUGGACAUUUUAUGUAGGUUUGUCAGCUUAAUUAUUGAAACUUCUUCUCUUAAUUUGUUACAGCUAUUUUAAUGUGCAAUAGGGAUUAUUAGAGUAACUGUUUCAGUGGAACCUUUUUUGGCACUUGUACCCUCGAAGGAAGUGAGAAGACAGUGUUCCUCUGUUUUGCCUCUUGUUUUGUAUCUCACCGAGGAGUCCGCCAUGUAAAUAGAGACUAUUUUUUUAUCAUUUUUCCUCAGCCAUUUUAAGGCAGAAGAAAAUAUCAAAGCAAACUAGAUAUUUUCUUCUAAAUGCAUGCUAAGAAUUUAAGACAAACCAGGGGAAGGGGGGGUGGCUUUGCUGCAAGGUGGUCUAAUGUAAUCAGUUUCUUUUUUCUAAUCUGGGAGAAAUGAAUGAAAUAGUUAGCCCAUAUAUUUCUUGCCUUGAUGGCUUGCAAAAGAGGGAGAGUACAAAAUAUUAACUUUUUAAUAUUUAUAUAGAAAUGUGGUCUUGGAUGUGGUCACAGAUUAUUCAUAUAAAUCACAAAUUCAGAUAGUAUUAUAAGGAAAUCGAACUGAAAUGUAUUUAUAAAUACUGUAUAAAAAGGUUAUUAAGAUCCUGAAAUCACAGGAUGGGACUGGGGUCUCCUAUGAUGCAAAAGUGAAGACUAAUGUAGUAUGUUGUUUUGUUAUGCACUUUUACAGUCAUCGUUUCAUAGUAGAAUUUAUUUACCCAGCCAAUACUACCAGAAAUUUGUCUAUGCAAAAGAAGGAUCAAGAUGGGAUUUGUGGAUAAACCACGCCAGUCAUCUAAUAAUUGCGGUGGUGUCAGUUUGCUACAAGUAUGAAACUGGGUCUUAGCACAUCUGCUGUUCAUUUCCUAAAAUGCCAAAUGUCUGUUUUAAAUGGGAGCACAAAUUACAGAAAGCUAGAUUUGUGCUGACUAUUCAGUGCUGCUGAUUGUAGUGUUUGGAGCAGUACCUCUGUUUUGGGUCUGACUCAUUAAAAGCAGUCACAUUCCUUGUAAGCACUACUGUAUUUUGCUGCAAGGACCAGCACCACAGCAAUUCACAGGAAUGCCACCGGUAAAGACUCUGUCUCUGGAGGCUAAGAGCACAAGAGAAAUGUUUAAAAAACAAAUUGCAUUUAAACCAGCUUUUAACCUGGAUUUGCAUUUAAACCCGCUUUUAACCUGGAAUGCAUUAAUCCUGAAUGUUGUUAAUGUAUAGAAAGUGAGAAAACCAUUUUAAAUCAAGUUUAUGUUGAGUGGUGUAGGGUCCCCCUUCCCCCAAUCUGAUUUUACAUACCUGGGAAACCCAAUAGCAGUUUGCAGGAAAAUACCUGAUUUGUUUUGACCAUGAUUUUUUUUUAAAAAAAUUUUUAAUUAUUGUCACUUCAGAAUGAAAUCAACGGGACAUUGAUUAUAUCCACUUUUCUUUCUUUCUUUAAAAAAGUUUUUUCAGAUAGUUUAAACAAGAAACAUACAUCUGUUUUUAACCCCAAGAGAUGGUGCAAUUUCCUCUGCAGUUAGCAGUUUCACUACCUUGGGGUAAAUAUGCAAUUGCUUUUUGAGGGAGGGAAAAGUUACAAAAAUUCAAGACUCUUGCAAUGGCUUCUGGCCGCAAGAAUUAAUUUUUAAAGAGUGAGCAAACUUCUGGAAUACUAGCUUUAUAACUAAACUUGGAGGACCUUAAUUGUAGCCUGGACAAUUGGUACAAUCUAUAGCAGGAACUUCUCCUGCACAAGCACUGAUCAGUUGAGCUUGCACAGAAGGUGUCUCCGUUGUGCCCUUUCCGCUACUGCGUAAACCAAAGUGCCUGUUAUAAAUGUAGCACUGUUUAUGCCAAGUUCUAAAAACAAAUUCAUUUUUAUUUGUUGGGCUGUACUUCAACAUGACACAUUUAUCCUUUUGUUUGUGUGUCUGUGUGGUUGUGUGGAUAUACACACACAUAACACACGCUACCACCCUUCAUGUAAUAUCAGUGUUGUGCUUUUUUGUUUUAAUUUUGCUUAAGGCUUUACUAGGCAGACUUCUGCAACUUCCCUGGGAUUUUAGUCUCCACGUACCAUAACUGGGUUCUAUGGGAAAAGCGAACCCUAACUUAAGGAAUGGUUGAUAUGGUUCCUAUGUAUUCUUAACUGACACAAUGUGCAUCUUCCGAGUGAUGCGACCACUUGUUAGUGGACUCCAACAAAGAGUGGGAGCUGCUGCAAUCUAAGCUCUUGUUCUACUGAGACUUUUCUGACAGAUUAGAAAACAGAAGAUGGGAAUCAAAGUGUCUGGGCCCCACUAUUCUGGUGUGGGCCAAAUGGCCUUCAGUAACAGAGAGCAUGGCAUGAUGGCACUUCAUUAUGCAGCAAUUCCUAAAUGGUUAUUUUUGUUCCAAUAACAAGAAAACCAUGGAAGGACGGGGGAGAGUCUGCUUUUGUGUUUGUGUGUGUAACACAGCCUUUUGGAUCAGAGGUUGAUAUUGGCAGGUGGGUUCCACAUCAGAAGCAAUUAUUUUGAAGAGUCCCUUCCAAGUCUAGAAGUGAUUGCCUUAUGAAUCUGUAGAGUCUUGAGUGUGAGGACUUUCUUUUUAGUUGAAAUGUUUUGAGGGGUGGUAGACACCCACCACUACUAUGUAAUGCUGGAAAACAUUUUCAGCCCAUUAUUGCAGGGCAAGUUGUUAUCAGCCUUCCCCAGUAUGUUGCCAUUUUCUGGGUCCUUUUCAGUACUUCAAUCCUUUUCAAUACAUGCAGACCUUCUGCAUGAAAGAGACUUGGGGUGAUAAAUAAUGGAUGCAAAAAUAGUUUUUUAUAUAAUGUGAGAAGUCCCCUGGGUUUGCUCCCGAAAGAAUAGAGGGAGCGCUCAUGAAAAUCAAGACCCAAAACUAAAUGCUUAAGAAGAAAUGCACUUUCUUUCUUUGGAAAUCAGAAACUGUAUGCAGGAAAAUACUCCAUCCGCAGUUUCAUGAUGGUUCUGAGAGGAAUUAUGAGGAAGCAUGGUUACCAUUAGUAAAUGAAAGAUUGAAUGUCGUCAGACUGGCUUUCCAUGAUUUUUGUUUCAAUCCUGUGCCUUAAAAAAGGAAAGCUUAACCAUUUGUGUUUAAGCCCGAGCUUUUGUAUUCUGUAUUUACCAGUCUUCUUUCUGUCACGUGCUGUUGAAACUGUUCAGUGCAGUGUUUUUGCUGGUGAGGAAAGCAGCACUUCACAUUUGGAGCUACUGUAAUCCAGACACCAAGUUGGUGUGUUAUCUGGGUCUUUGUGUUUUGAACCCUUUCUUUAGCAAACCUGCAGCAGCUGGUGAAAGGAAGAGAUUACCUUUUUUUGCUCAAAUAAUUCUGCAGUUGCAUGUAUUUAUUCAAUAAACUCUUCAUAUGAAAA
Molecule: messenger RNA, 6253 nt
Organism: Heteronotia binoei (common prickly gecko)
Lineage: Eukaryota; Metazoa; Chordata; Lepidosauria; Squamata; Gekkonidae
Gene: ESYT2
Product: extended synaptotagmin 2
Exons: 24
Coding region: 36-2762 (908 amino acids)
Biological process (GO): lipid transport
Molecular function (GO): lipid binding
Source: RefSeq, a predicted model, not a curated record